AUGGCUGACGAAGGAUUCGAUUCCAAAAACUACGUUUGGGUACCUGAUGAAGAUGAGGUCUUCAUCAAAGGGUACAUUAAAGAUUAUUUAGAUGAUGAUACAUGCAAAGUUUGCUACAAAAAAGAUAAUAAAGAGAUUAUCAAAGAAAUGCCAAUCCAUUCUUUAGAUAACUGUAAUCCUUCAAAGUUCAACAAAUGUAAUGAUAUGGCUGAAUUAACCCAUUUGAACGAGCCUUCAGUGAUUUACAAUCUUAACUUGCGUUAUAAUGAUGACUUGAUUUAUACUUAUUCGGGUUUAUUCUUAGUAGCUAUAAAUCCUUACAAAAACUUAUCAAUUUAUAACAAAAACAAUAUUGAUUUCGAUAAACCUCAUAUUUAUUCCAUUGCCAAUUCAACUUAUGAAAAUUUGAUGAAAAAUAAAAAGGAUCAAUCUAUUCUUGUGACCGGUGAGUCAGGAGCUGGUAAGACAGAAAAUACUAAAAAGAUUAUUCAAUAUUUUUCCCUUUCUACUGGUGGUGCCAACAAUACAACGAGUUCCAAAUCUUUCAACCACGAAGAUAUCGAUGAAAAGAUUCUUCAAGCCAACCCUAUCAUGGAAAGUUUUGGAAAUGCUAAAACAAUUAAAAAUAAUAAUUCUUCAAGAUUCGGAAAAUUCAUCAAGAUAUAUUUCGAUGAAAAGGGUAAUUUAAAUGGAGCAAAUAUCAACUAUUAUUUAUUGGAGAAAUCAAGAGUUAUUGAACAAUUGAGUAGUGAAAGAAAUUAUCAUAUUUUUUAUCAAUUUUUGGCUGGGCAUGACGAAUUAUCUAAAUUUCACCUUGUUGAUGAUUAUUCAAAUUAUAGAUACUUGAACGAUGUUGAAAUUUAUAGCGAUAAACAGGAUUUCCAUAAUUUGAUUAAUAGCUUCAAAAUUAUUGGGUUGAAAGAUUCUGAAAUUGAAGAUAUAUUCAACAUAUUGUCCAUAAUCUUACAUUUAGGUAAUAUCAAAUUCACCAGUGAGAAAUCUGACUAUGCAAAUUUUCAUAAAGAGUCUCCAAUAGAGGAGAUUGUCAAUCUGUUGGAUGUAGAGAGGUCCAUUUUCGAAAAGAACUUAUUGAAACCUAAGGUCAAGGCAGGUAGAGAAUUCAUAGAGAAAGCAAAAAGACCUGUUGAAGUUAAGUAUCUUAUUGAUUCCUUGGCAAAAUUUUUGUAUGAAAACUUGUUCAAUUAUAUUAUUGAAAAAAUCAAUAAGACAUUGAACGGAAAGGAAAUAUCGGGUAAUUUCAUAGGUGUGUUGGACAUUGCUGGGUUUGAAAUUUUCGAAAUCAACUCUUUUGAACAAUUGUGUAUCAAUUAUACCAAUGAAAAAUUGCAACAGUUUUUCAAUCAUCAUUCUUUCAUUCUCGAACAGAGUGAAUAUCUAAGGGAAGAUAUUAAAUGGGAUUAUAUUGAUUUUGGACAAGAUCUACAACCAACUAUCGAGUUGAUUGAAAACACAAAAAAUCCAAUGGGUAUCAUGAAGUGCUUGGAUGAAGAAUGUAUCAUGCCAAAAUCAACAGACAAAUCAUUUUUGGAAAGAUUGUUGCAUAAUUUCGACAACAAAAAGAUCCCUGACAAUAACCACAAAAAGUUUAAGGCCAAUAAAUUCAAAAAUGGUUUCAUGAUCAAUCAUUAUGCUGGUGAAGUUGAAUAUAAUGUUGACAAUUGGUUAAGUAAGAAUAACGACCCAAUUAGUGAAAACUUAUUAACCAUAUUGUCUUCAUCUAAAAACAAAUUUAUUAGUAAAGAAAUGAUGAAAUUAAUUCCAAUAAAAAACAAAUCACUUUCUAUCAAAUACAAACAGCAAUUGAAAGAUUUGAUGGAAGAAUUGAAUAACACCGAACCACAUUUCGUCAGAUGUAUUCUUCCAAAUUUGAACAAAAAGCCAAAUAAUUUCGAUAAAUCUUUAGUGUUGAAUCAAUUGAGAUGUAAUGGAGUCCUCGAAGGUAUCAGAAUCACAAGGGCUGGUUACCCAAAUAAAAUGAUUUUCCAAGAUUUCUUCAAUAGAUACUCGAUACUAAACUCGAAAGGUACGUUUACGAAAGAUUCCAAGAUGAAUUGUGAAAUUAUUUUAAAAUUCAUCGAAUUGGACGCAGAAAGUUUCAAGGUGGGUAUCACCAAAAUCUUCUUCAAAAAUGGUAUAUUAGGUAAACUCGAAGAGUUGAGAGACAUCUCAAUCAAGACAAUCUUUACUAAAUUCCAAAGUGAUGUAAGGGGUCAGCUCUCUAGAAAGUAUUUAAACAAUCAAAUCAAUAAGAUACAAAAUAGUCAAAUUUUGGCUAAAAAUUUUGUCAAGAUAAAUGAGUUAAAGUCCAAUCCAUGGUAUAAACUUUUCAUUAAUAUGAAGCCGUUAUUGGAGGACUCCAUCAAAGUGUUGAAUUCAAAAGAAAUUAACGACAAUUUGAAACAAUUGACAUUAAAAUUAAAGGAUAGUGAAAAAUUAAAUAAAAACUACGAAGCAGCAAAUGAAAAGUUAAAUAAAGAAAUUGAAGAAUUCAAUAACAAAAUAAAGGAGAAUUUGAGCUUGAUGGAAGAGAAAGAUGAUUUGAUAAACAGUUUAAAAUCAAACGAAAACGAUAUUACCAGAAAGGUGGAGAAGUUGAAUAAAGUAGUAAGAGCUUUAGAAAGUAAAAAUUCAUCUAUCGAAACAGAGAAGGCUAAAGUUGAGGAGAACCUUGAGUCUUUAGAAAGCAAGUUCAAUGAAAUGAAAUCAACACACGAUCAAUUAGUAGAUAAAUUUGACUCCAUGAAGAAUGAUUAUGAAAAAUCUAAAGGCUUCGAUGAAAAAUAUGAUUUGGAGAAAACCAACCAUUCCAAAUCAAUUGAAUUGUUGAAAACCCAAAAGGAGAAGUACGACCAGUUAAAGAGUGACCAUAAGAAUUUGAAAUCUAAUUACGAAGAAAUCAACAAAGCCAACUCAUCUUUGGAAUCUACGCAUACAAAAUUGAAUGAGAGAUUCGAAACUUUACAGGAGAAAUAUGAUGCUCUCAAGAAAGAAAUGGAAAUGUUGAAUCGUUCAAAUCAUGAUUUAAGUAAAUCAGUGAAAGAAUUCAAAACAAAUUCUAGUAAUCUGAAAUCCGAAAUAUCCAAGUUGAACACAACAUUGAAUAAACUCAAAGUUGAGAAUGAAGAGAUGUUGGAUAAAUUGAAUACUUCUAACAAAGAAUUGAUCAGCUUGAAGAAAGAGAAUUCGAAUUCUGUUUCCCAAUUGAAAUUGAUGGAACAAUAUAAAACGGAUUUGAGCCAGUUGAAAGAUGAAUUGAAACAGUCUAAAACCAACGAUAAUAAACAAUCAGAUUUAAUCAACAGCUUGCAACUACAGAUAACCAAGUUGAAAAAGGAUAAUUCGGAUUUGGAACUGAAGAUUUCCAGGAUGACCACUUCAAUUGAAACUAAUGAGAAAUCCAAACAGGAUUAUAGUAACAAGAUCAUUGAGUUGACAUCGACAAUCAACAAGUUGAAUGUUGAGCUCAAGGAACUGAAAGACCUGAAAGAGAUGAAAGAGAAUCAGCCUCCAUCUCAAGAAUUCUUGAAUGAAUAUUCCAAUUUGAAAUUGAAACUUAAUGAAAUGAGUGCCAGUUUGAGAAGCGAAAAGUUCGAGAAUAGUAAAUUGCAGGAAGAAGUCAACAUUCUUAAAAAUAAGAUUCAUAUCAGUCCCUACAGCUCACCUACUAAGGGGAAGCAAUUCAGGAACUCCAUGCAAUUGGGAGAAGAUUUGUCCAUCAUGAAAGGAAACAAUAUUCUUAUUAAACAAAUCGAUGAUUUGAAGAUCAAAUUAGAACAAGAAGAGUUGAAUAGCACUAGAGCUGAAAACUAUGCCAUCGAGUUGCAGAAGAAGUUGAACAAGUUACAAAACACCAGAGGAAUCAACAGUUCUAUCGACUUCGAAAAGAAAUACAAACAAAGUCAGACAAGAAUCAGUGAACUUGAAAACAAAUUCGAGAAAUUGUUUGCAAGUUCCCCCAGAUCAGAAUCAUUAGGUAAUUCUGAGGGAGUGAGAGGGAAUUAUAAUGGUAUGACCAAAUCCGAAAGUUUCGGAGGAUCUGUCAUCAAUAAAACUUUGGAGAGUGCUAAUCAGGACUUUGUAAAAAUAUACCACGAUAUCACUAAAACACUUAAAUCAACCAGGGAGGAAUUGACAGCUUCUAAAUCAGAAAUUUUGAGAUUGAAAUCAUUAUUGAGAGACAGUGAAGAUGAAAUUUACGAAAUCAAAAGGAAAUCCCACAAAGUUUCAAUCGAAAAUUACGAAAAUGAAUUAGCAUCGUUGAAGGUGAAACAAGAUAAUUUGAUCGACAGAAAUGAAGACUUGACAAAAUCCGUGAAAUUGUAUAGAGACAGGAGCGAGGAAUACUUCAAAAAAUUAGAAUUAGCUGAAAGCGCUAUUAAAAUAUCCAAAAGACAUGAAGAACAAAGUUUAAAAGAAUUGAACGAUAUCAAGAAUGAGUAUAAGCUCAUCAAAGAAGAAUUGAAAGCUAGCGAAAUCAUAAUCAAGGAUCUUAAUAGUGAGAAGACAAAAUUGCUAGAUGAAAUCAAGGAUAAGGAGUAUGAAAUCUUCAACAAGAUGGAAAAAAUCAAUGAAUUAAAUGAUAAGAUCAACUACAACAAGAAGAUUUUUGAAAACAAAGAACUUACAGAGAAUUAUAAGAACGAAAUCAAAAACUUGCACGAUGAGUUGAAGUUCAAAUUAGAGAACGAAUCUAAACUCGUCAAAGAGAACAAGAAAUUGACUAUCGAUAACGAGACUUUGUCCAAACAGAAGUCAAUGCUUGAGGAAGAUUAUGAGAUAAAGUUGGAAAAGUUGGCCGAACUCGAAGCCCAGGUCGACGAUUUAACCGAUAAUAAAAGAGUCCUAGAAAACGAAAAAGCAAUAAAUGAUAGAAAGUUGAUCAACAAUGCUAAACAAAUCCAAAACUUGAAAGAUCUCAUUAAUGAUAUUACCUUACAAAGAGACGAUUUAUUGACCGUUAAAGAGGAUUUAGAAGAGGAGAAUUUAAUUCUUAAUCAAACCAUUGAAGAGAAGAACCUCAAAAUUUCUUCCAACGAAUCUAAUUUAACUUUGUUGAGGAGCCAUUUAGAUAGUCAAAGAUUACAAAGUGACGAAAUUCAACAGGAAUUGAACCAAUCGAAAUUGUCCACUAACGAUGAUAUCACCAAUUAUCAAUCCUUGAAGAGAGAAAAUCUUGUUAUUUCUGAAGAAAACGAUUCCAUUAAGAAAAUCAAUCAUGAAUUGAAAGAGAAACUUGGAAAACUAGAAGAUAAACUUUAUAAUAAUGAGCAAAUCAAGUACUGGGAAAACAAGUUGAGAGAGCUUAACAAUAAAUUAGAUACUUCCAACAACGAAAACUUCAAGUUGAACAAGACAAUCCACAAUUUCGAAAAUGAAAUCAAGAGCCUCAAGAUCCAUCAUGAAAAUGAUGAAAAAUUGAUCAAACAAUACAAUGACGAAAAUUUCAAUUACAAGAACAAGAUUAAUCAUUACAAAAGUAAUUUGGACAUUCUACAUGGUGAAAACUUGCAAAAAGAUUUGAAAAUAAAAACUUUAGAAAGAGACCAGAUAGACAUAAAAAAUGGUAUGUUAAUGUUGGAGAAGGAAGUUUUGCAAUUAAGAGCAAGACUUGGAAUUGCAUAA
Yamadazyma jaroonii is the source of this 5643-nucleotide messenger RNA. The record is from the annotation of a GenBank genome assembly. Lineage: Eukaryota; Fungi; Ascomycota; Pichiomycetes; Serinales; Debaryomycetaceae.